AGCCGGAAGUGAGCGCGAGCGGUGAUUCCUGAGAUACGGAGCGAAGCGGCGAUCUGAAGUCAGAGGAGGAAAAAUAAGCAAAAAUAAUCAGAAUUUCUGUGUGAGGAUCUACAUCUAUUAGCGAGUCAUCAUGCCGAACAUGGAACAGCAUUUGUUUAACCUGAAGUUUGCAGCCAAAGAGCUGCAGCGAAACUCCAAAAAAUGCGACAAAGAGGAGAAAGCGGAGAAAGCCAAAGUCAAAAAGGCGAUUCAGAAGGGGAACAUGGAGGUAGCUCGGAUCCACGCUGAGAACGCCAUCAGACAGAAGACCCAGUCGGUGAAUUUUCUGAGAAUGAGCGCGAGAGUGGAUGCUGUGGCAGCGAGAGUGCAGACGGCAGUCACCAUGAACAAGGUCACCAAGUCCAUGGCGGGCGUGGUGAAAGGAAUGGACGCCACUCUGAAGGGCAUGAACCUGGAGAAGAUUUCAGGCCUGAUGGAAAAAUUCGAGCGGCAGUUUGAGACUCUGGACGUUCAGACACAACAUAUGGAGGACACCAUGAGCAGCACCACGACACUGACGACCCCGCAGAACCAAGUGGACUCCCUGAUGCACGAGAUGGCAGAUGAAGCAGGGUUGGAUCUCAACAUGGAGCUUCCACAGGGACAGACGGGAACGGUGGCUAGCAGUGUGGCGUCCACAGAACAGGAUGAGCUGUCUCAGAGGCUGGCUAAACUCAGAGACCAGAUUUAGGCCGAUCGACGAGUGGUGUGUGUGUGUGUGUGUGUGUGAAAGAAAGAAAGAGAGAACAGACAAAGAGAGAACUGUGUGUAUAUGAUUGUGUGUGUGUGUGUGUGUGUGUAUGUAGGGGGGCUUAGUCAUGUUUGAAACGAGUCGGAAGGCUUGAACGUUAUAAAGCUUCAUUUUUGUGGCUCGGUGUGUUUAAAGCUUUAAGCUCUGUGUUUAUUCUGAAGUUCGAAGUAACGAUUCAUUAAGUGAAAUCUUAAUUAACCUCAGUAUUGUAAGCAGGUUUGUGGUUCUGUCUGGACAAUUAAAGCUAAAAAGAACUAAAACCACAUCAAAUUUCUGAUUGAAAACUAAAAACAGAAUUUAAGUCCUCCCUUCCAAAACUCCCUCUAUCGACACAGAAGCUUAAAUGCAUUUAAACUCAACAGCCAAUCACCAAAGGCCAAACACUAUGGUGAGAGAAUGUGUAAAUAUUCAUCCUGGUUUUCAUUUCCGCUCGCUGAAGUCUCGAUAGUCAGGCUGCAUUUUUACCUGCAACAGAUUUUCAGCAUGCAGAUGAGAAGUGAAGUUCUGAAGCAGCGUCCUAUUUGUAAAUGAGUACAUGGACUGACCGGAGUAGGAGUGUGUGAUAUUAAAGUAAACAUGCUAUGAGACUAGAUUCAUGCUGUAUUACUCUAAACGGUGAAUAUCAUGCUGUAAAAUCAUGCUCGUGGUUUUUUUUUUUUCUGCUCCGUGCUCGAUUUGUAAAAAACUGAACUGUUUUCCAUGCCGGAAUCGAUGUGCCUUUAAUUGCGGUUGUGUCGGAGUCGUGUAUGUAUGAAAUCUCCGCUUCAGCACGCUCGCUCACGUCUCACACACACAACAAUAAAAAGCACUUCUGCAGCUCUGGAUUUAGAAUCAGGAGGAGUGGAUUUGUGACCCUUUGAUGCUGAUCCACCAUCAUAUCGCCCAGCUUAUGUAAGGAAAGCUCUUGCUAGCAUAACACUCUUGAAUGGUCUCACCUGAAUUUAGUUUCAGCUUUAAGGUCUUUAGCUUCAUGAGGAACUUUACAAACACACCUACCGGCAGUUUUGAGUGACAUCAAGUCAGAAUAAGAGGCUUUAAAGCAGAUAAUGAUCAGAGAUGGUGGAUAAAAUGCUCCUGAGCUUCGUUUCUGUAGAUGAUCGAUGAUGAUCACGUCUGAGAGCGAUCGGCUAAAGAUAAAGCUGCAAUGAGGUGGAAAAACGUCACUAAAAUUAUUUAUUUUCAUUUCCUGAUUAGGUUAGAUGCAAAUAAUCAUCCGAGACUUUCCAUUGUCUUGUGUUAUCGUACUGAAGUUACUUUGGAGGGACGAAUGGUGAACUGUUAAAAAACUGAAAUAAAUAUUUUAUAACAUUCACUACC
Molecule: messenger RNA, 2107 nt
Organism: Trichomycterus rosablanca
Lineage: Eukaryota; Metazoa; Chordata; Actinopteri; Siluriformes; Trichomycteridae
Gene: chmp1b
Product: charged multivesicular body protein 1B
Exons: 8
Coding region: 131-730 (199 amino acids)
Biological process (GO): endosome transport via multivesicular body sorting pathway; late endosome to vacuole transport; protein transport
Cellular component (GO): multivesicular body; ESCRT III complex
Source: RefSeq, a predicted model, not a curated record